UGUUGUUCGUGCUGCGGCCGCCUGAGUCGGGGAGGUGCUCGGCGGCGUCUCCCUGGUUGCUCUGGAGCCGGGUCGCGUGGUCGCCCGUCCGCUUACCUGCCCGUCUGCCCGCGUCCUGCCAUGGGGAGCACCGAGAGCUGCGAGGGCCGCAGGGUCUCCUUCGGAAUGGACGAGGAGGAGCGGGUCCGGGUGCUGCAGGGCAUCCGGCUGUCUGAGAAUGUGGUCCACCGCAUGAAGGAUCCCGGCCUGCCCGCAGAAGGCCAGCAUCCAGCCCCUCCGCCUGCAACUCUGGACCGAGGCUGCAUAGCAACCCAGCAAGAACCCAAACUGCCUGGGUCCGAGACAAGUGGUGGCCGGCAGCCCUCAGCAGUGAAGGAGGAUCUCAAGAGGUUCAGACAGGAGCAGGCCACAGUCCAGGAUGAGCUGUUCCAGGUGGUGAAGCAGGAAAGAGAGGCAGCUGCCAAGCACUUGACAGCAGCCCUGCCUGCAGAGGAGGGCAGUGCUGACCAGGAGAAGCAGCAGUCAGCCCGCCUGGCCAGGGAGCUGGAGAGCAGAGAGGCAGAACUCAGACGCCGUGACACCUUCUACCAGGAGCAGCUGGGGCGCAUUGAGAGGAAGAAUGCCGAGAUGUAUAAACUGUCCUCACAGCAAUUCCACGAGGCAGCUUCGAAAGCAGAGAAUACAAUCAAGCAACCAUCUGUUCCUCCGCUCUCUCACCUGAAUCUGAGGCCCCGCAGGGUGGAGCCCGUGUGCUCGGGGCUGCAGACCCAGAUCCUUCGCUGUUACCGUGACCACGCACACGAGGUGCUGCUGUGCUCAGACCUGGUCAAGGCCUACCAGCACUGCGUUUGCGCGAGCGCCGCCCACAAGGGCUGAGGAGCAGCCACCACACCUAGUGCCGGGCACCAGUUUGCAGCUGUGACCAAAGGACCAGCCAUGGGACCACAGACACAGACCCCAGGCCGUGCCACUGUGCCCUGCCCUUCCUCUAAGCUCGGCCACCAUGUAUUUAGAAACAGAAUGUGCUGCUGUCCGAAAACAAAUAAAGCAGAUGCCUUUGUUUUCAGUCA
Chinchilla lanigera (long-tailed chinchilla) is the source of this 1070-nucleotide messenger RNA. It is a transcript of the gene Chchd6, whose product is annotated as coiled-coil-helix-coiled-coil-helix domain containing 6. Gene Ontology annotation, biological process: DNA damage response; cristae formation. Bases 121 to 876 code for a protein of 251 amino acids. The record is from RefSeq and is a predicted model, not a curated record. Lineage: Eukaryota; Metazoa; Chordata; Mammalia; Rodentia; Chinchillidae. The transcript is spliced from 9 exons. Gene Ontology annotation, cellular component: mitochondrion; MICOS complex.